GUUAACACAUUCUGCACCACAAACUGCUUGUAUGGAGGUCUCACAAGCUCUAAAGAAAAAGGGCAACCCCCCUCUCUCUGUCCUCUCUUUCUCUCUCUCAUUGUGGAUUGAAAUGCCAGGACUCGAUGUCAAGCUGUUCACACUCUCAAUGUCCAUGAUGCUGUACUCGUGUCAAGCAAUCAGUGGAAGCAUCAACCUCCACCCACUGGUCCUGGUCCCGGGUAACGGCGGGAACCAGCUACAAGGCCGGCUGACGGCGGAGUACAAGCCGCCGAGCCUGUUCUGCACGCGCCUCCACCCGGCGCGGAAGGACAAGGAGGGGUGGUUCAGGCUGUGGUUCGACCUCUCCGUGAUCUUGGCGCCUUACACUCAGUGCUUUGCUCAGCGGAUGACGCUCCACUACGACGCCGGAGUGGAUGAUUACCGGAAUACCCCUGGGGUUGAAACUAGGGUUUCUGGCUUUGGUUCUGUCAAGUCCCUCCUCUACCUUGAUCCUAGUUUCAAGAGGAUUACAGAAAACAUGGCACCCCUAGUGGAAUCUCUAGAGAAAAUCGGCUAUCUUGACGGUGAAACCCUAUACGGAGCCCCGUACGAUUUUCGCUACGGUUUAGCCGCAGAAGGUCACCCUUGCCAAGUUGGUUCAAAAUUCCUUCAAGACCUAAAAGGACUAAUAGAAGAAGCCAGCAUUUCAAACGGAGGCAAACCAGUGAUUCUUGUAUCCCACAGCUUAGGAGGCCUCUUUGUCCUCCAACUCCUUAACCGAAACUCGCCCUCUUGGCGCCAAAAGUACAUCAAACACUUUGUUGCCCUAUCGGCCCCGUGGGGUGGCACAGUGGUCGAGAUGCUCACUUUUGCAUCCGGAAACGCGCUUGGAGUGCCCCUGGUCGAUCCGUUGCUAGUUAGAGAAGAACAGAGGAGCUCUGAGAGCAACUUAUGGCUCAUGCCUAGUCCUAGAUUUUUCGGUCGAAGCAAACCCCUUGUGAUUACACCAAAUGCAACGUACACAGGACAAGACAUAUUACGGUUUUUAAAUGACAUAGGGUUUUCAGAAGGGGUAAAUCGUUAUAAUUCUCGUAUUCUGCCUCUGGUUGCAAGGUUGAAAGCCCCCGAAGUGCCUAUCACUUGUGUGAUUGGGACUGGUGUUUCAACACCAGAGACUUUGUAUUAUGGGAAGAAAGGCUUCGAUCAACAGCCGGAGGUGUUGUACGGGGACGGAGAUGGGACGGUGAACAUGGUGAGCUUGGUAGCGGUUGAAUCGGAAUGGGCAGAGGAGAAGAAUCAAACCCUCAAAUUUAUUAAGAUUCCUGGUGUUUCUCACACAGACAUACUGAAAGAUGAUGCUGCACUUGAUGAAAUAAUUGAGGAAAUUUGUUCCAUCAAUUCUGAGGGUAUGAGUCCAUUUAUGUCAUUGUGGACAGGGGAAGCAAGGGCUUAAUCUUUUUUUUGAUAUCUAAGAAGCACGGAUACUGGCAAGAGACAUGGAUAGGACCUGACACGGAUAAUUAUUUUUUAAAAUGUAGGACACAGACACGUUAGGGAUGUGUUCAAUUAUAUAUGUCAAAUAUUUUUUCAUGUACCAUGAGCAUAUGUCCCAACAGGACCACGUUUAGGAAAAAAGUCCAAUUGAAUUUAACUAUGAUUAGCCCGUAAGAAUUG
This is a messenger RNA of Rhododendron vialii, 1656 nucleotides long. RefSeq names its product lecithin-cholesterol acyltransferase-like 1. The transcript has 2 exons. The record is from RefSeq and is a predicted model, not a curated record. Gene Ontology annotation, biological process: lipid metabolic process. Lineage: Eukaryota; Viridiplantae; Streptophyta; Magnoliopsida; Ericales; Ericaceae. Bases 32 to 1435 code for a protein of 467 amino acids.